This is a messenger RNA of Musca vetustissima, 2049 nucleotides long. RefSeq names its product probable peroxisomal acyl-coenzyme A oxidase 1. Gene Ontology annotation, molecular function: acyl-CoA oxidase activity; fatty acid binding; FAD binding. The transcript is spliced from 7 exons. Bases 1 to 2049 code for a protein of 682 amino acids. Lineage: Eukaryota; Metazoa; Arthropoda; Insecta; Diptera; Muscidae. Gene Ontology annotation, biological process: lipid homeostasis; fatty acid beta-oxidation using acyl-CoA oxidase. Gene Ontology annotation, cellular component: peroxisome. The record is from RefSeq and is a predicted model, not a curated record.
AUGGAAAAUUUUGAAAUACCAAAGACAGUUAAUCCUGAUAUUGCCAUUGAGCGUAAAAAUGCCACUUUCAGUUCAGAGGAAAUGUCAAUUUGGCUAUAUGGCUGCAAAGAGAAAUUGGAAAGAAAAAGGAUAAUAGAAAAGGAGGCCUGUGAACUUGUGGAUGAUCCAUUGGAUGUUGAAUUUGCCUCCUAUAAAGAUGUGGCAACAAUGUCUGUAAGGCAUGCCAUAGCUGCGGCCAAGAAAUUAAAAGAGCUGCAGGAUCGUUAUAAUCCUGGUGGCUCCGAUAUUUAUCCAGCCCUAAUGGGUGAUGAGGCCAUUACGGCCCUAAUACCCAGUGGCAACCCCUUGAGUGUUCACAUUCUCAUGUUCACCCGUGCCCUCAAGGAGCAGGGUACCGAUGAACAAUAUGAGAAAUUUGGCAGGCGGGCUGAUAAUAAUGAAAUUAUUGGCACUUUUGCUCAAACGGAGUUGGGUCAUGGCACCUAUCUGAGAGGUCUGGAGGCAAGGGCCGAUUAUGAUCGCCAAAGAGAGGAGUUUAUUUUGAAUACACCCACACUGACGGCAUAUAAAUGGUGGCCAGGAGGAUUGGGUCAAACCUGUAACUAUUGCAUUUUUGUGGCCCAGCUAUAUAUUGACGGCGAGUCCAAGGGUCUGGGCAUGUUUGUGGUUCAAAUACGUGAUGAAGAAACUCAUGCGCCUUUGCGGGGAGUCCAUGUGGGAGAAAUUGGCAAGAAAAUGGGUUUGAAUGGUGUCAACAAUGGUUUCUUGGGUCUGAAGAAUUAUCGUGUUCCUCGCCUAAAUAUGCUGAUGAGACAUCAACAAGUUCUGCUGGAUGGUACAUUCAUUAAGAGCCCCGUCUCACAAGUUUCAUAUUUCCCUAUGGUAUUUGUACGCUGCAUGGUUGCCCGUCAAAAUGCUAAUUAUUUGGCCCAGGCUGCGACUAUUGUUACGCGGUAUUCUGUCAUUCGGCGUCAGAGUCCCAUUGAGGAGGGGCACCCAGAACCAAAAAUUCUCGAACAUUUGACGCAACAGAUGAAAGUCAUUCAAGAGAUAGUGAACGCUGUGGUAUAUCGCCUGGCCGCCCGAAAUUUGCAAACUAUGUACAAUGAAACUUCGGAGGCUGUUUAUCGUAAGGACUUCUCCCGACUCCCCGAACUACAUGCCUUGGCUUGUAUUCUCAAAGUCGCCACCUCUUAUGAUUCGACAUUUGGUAUUGAACGUCUUCGUCAGGCUUGUGGUGGUCAUGGUUAUUUGACGGCUGGGAAUUUGGGUAAUAUUUUCGCCUUGGCUGCUCCGGCCUGUACCUAUGAGGGUGAAAAUUCCGUGCUAUAUUUGCAAGUGGGAAAAAUCUUGAUGAAAAAUUGGUCACAAGUUUUGGCGGGGAAGCCAUUGAGUCCGACAAUGGCUUAUAUUGGAGAGUGUGCCAAGAUUGCAAAUUUCCCUCGGUGGUCGGGGACUUGGGAAUGUUUGCUGAGGGCCAUACAAUAUUCCUGUGUGGGAGCCAUACGCCUAGCAUUCCAUAGCUACAACACCCACCUGCAAUCUUGUCAAAGUCAAACAGCUGCCGUUAACCAUAGCGGUUUGGAAUUAACCAAGGCUGCGGAAUUACAUGGUCGAGCCUAUGUGGCCGAUAAUUUUUAUCAAGAGGUGGUGAAAAAUCCAAAGCAUUCACAACGAUCACCACAAUUUCAGAGGGUCUUGGAGAAUAUGUUGGAAUUACAUUUGCUACAAAUAUUCUUCCGGCAUUUGGGAGAUAUUUUAAGGUUUAUUCAAAUAUCAGAAGAAGAAAUAUCCUCUCUGCAGACUCGACUUGAGGAGGUCUUGAAAAAAUUACGUCCCGAUGUUGUGGCCAUAACGGAUGCAUUUGAUUUUCCCGAUAAAAUUUUAAGCUCCGCAUUGGGCUGCUAUGAUGGAAAUGUUUAUGAACGUUUGUUUGAGGCUGCUCUUAAGCAUCCCUUGAAUAGGAAAGCGGUUCCUGAUUUUUUCGAAACUCAUUUGAAGCCUUUCAUGAAGGAAAAUGCUGUCAAUGCCAGGAAAGCUAAAUUGUAA